Funneliformis mosseae is the source of this 2112-nucleotide messenger RNA. NCBI's taxonomy places the organism in Eukaryota, Fungi, Glomeromycota, Glomeromycetes, Glomerales, Glomeraceae. The record is from the annotation of a GenBank genome assembly.
AUGACAGCAGACAAUUUGAUUUUCCCACCUUAUGUUGAGGAUCUCGAACCUCGAAACUUUAUGGAAGAAGAUUGGGUAGAAGCAAUUAAUGUUUGGAACGCAAAUCUAUCGUUACUUCUCCGGCUCCAAGAUAAAAUGUUUCAAAAACAAAUGUUACAGAAUAAUUCUCUUCAAAAGUUUCUUGAAACAUUCCUUGGAACUCAUGCUAGAUCCCGUGAUGUUAAAAACGUUGAAUUUCGUAAUAAAGAAUUAGAAAAGAAAGUAUUGAAUGUUUUGCUGCGCGUUUCAGAAUCAAAAAUUUCAUCAAAUAUGUCCAGAAAUUCAAAAUCUUUAAUGGGGGAACUUUAUCGUAAAAAUUGGAUCUCCGUACCAUUUUUACUUGAUUUAGUUGCAACUUAUGGAAAAUCCAAUUUUACUUGUACCAAGAAAAUUAUGGACAAUAUAAUGGAUUCGGUUCCGGAAUUGACGAAGGAUUUCGAAUCCCAUUCAAUUACUCUGUACAAUUAUAUUAAGGCAAUUCAAAAUAAGUUUAAAGAAUUCAGCGAGAAAGAUUGCAAGAGUGAGAAUGUUAAUAAUGAUUCAAUAAUAUCAGAUGCAAAGAUUUAUUUGAGUUAUAUUUUAGACAUAUCUAUCACUUUAGAUUGUUUGUUUACAGUUUCUAAAUCUAUAGCAUACAUAUUUAGCAGUAACGAAUAUUCAGACGAAGAAGAUUUUUUAGUGACAAUAAAAAUAUUUUAUGAUGACAUAGUACCAUCAAUAUUAAAUAUAUUUAUUUCUGGAAAUGAAUCACAAGAAAUAUUUCGUGAUUUUAACAUAUUAAAACAUGCUCUAAUAUCAUUAGUAUAUCAUAUUUUCGACGCAUAUUUUUUCAGCCCUUUAGGAUUUACAUCCAGUGAAGAUGAUAUUUAUUCAUUUACAAAAUCUGAUGAAAAUUUGGGAGACUUGAAUGAAACUUUAAAUAGGAUGGUUAGUGGAUUGAUGUGGAUGAUUGAACUUUCACCAUUAGAGAAGCCCGUACAAUAUCUUAUUGAUGCUCCUUUACUUUUGGAUGUGGAAAUCGAAUUCGAUUUAAAUGCUGAAAUUGAUUAUAUAAUUAUGUCUUUGGAAUCUAUGCAAAAUAUGAAUCAAGAAACUGAAAAGGCACCGUGGCGUAUGCGAUUAGAUCAAAAGCAAAAGCGAUAUGCGUCGCGUGUAUCCAAUGGUUUUAAUGGACAAAAAGCCAAUAUUGCUGAUUUUAAUAUCAAGUCUAAUGGCAUCAAUGAGGAUGCAAUAUCACAAGUACAAGAAAUGUUCCCUGAUUUGGGUGAAGGUUUUAUUGAGAAAUGUUUGAUUACAUUUGAUAAUAAUGUAGAAACUGUCAUAGAUCGAUUAUUGUCAAUGUCACUUCCAGAACAUCUAGAAUCGUUGGACCGUAAGAUGGCGCGUCAGAAAACGGUUGAAUAUCAAAAUGUUGGUGAUGAUUUACUAUCCCAACGAAAGAACAUAUUUGAUAAUGAUGAAUUCGAUGUGUUUUCAGGAAAAACUCUUGAAGUAUCUAGAAUGCAUAAAGGAAAGAUGAAACGUGGUACGGUUGAUAAAUUGUUGGAUGAUAAAUCAUUUGUUGAAACUCAUAAAGAAUCAAUAAUGGAUCUGGACGACAGAUCAGACACGAAUUCACGUGAUAAGACAGAGAUUGAUCCUGGUAUUAUGAACGAACAAGAACUUAUCAAAAUGUAUCAAUCAGAUCCGUCAGUAUUUGAUAGGACGAGUACUGUAAGAAAGUCAGGUAAACGUGUUCAUCUUAGGAGAAUUACACAAAUGACUGAUGAACAAAUAGAGGGAUGGUAUAUCAUGUUCCAGAGAAACCCAAGAAAAGAGAAAUUACUCGCGAAAUACGAGUGGAAAGGCAAUCGUGAAGAACCUUUAAAUGAUUCUGGCGAAAUUUCUUCUGGCACAUCCCUUCAGCAUGAAAAUCAUAAUCAACAUAGGGCCAAUGACGCGAAUGGUGUCAAUGAUGAAAAUGGUGCUCCUGGUGCUUACUCAACGCGCGGUAAAAGUUGGCCUAGAAAAAAACAUGCUAAUCACGAUCGAAAGAAUGCUUUUCAGAAGAAAAUGGAUCGAGGUUUUAAGUAA